AUGAGAGCUAGCGCUAGUGCCUAUACUACCGCACCGUCUAAUCCACCAUCUGUUCAUCAUGAACCAAACUCCAGUGUCUUCAGAAACUCUAUAGAACAUUCACAGAGCCUUACUUCUAAUAACAGCAUAGUUAACACUGUUUCAUCACUAUCAAGAGAUAGACCUAGUAAUGAGGCAGGACCCAUGGAAUCAUAUGAUAGUCUUAACCUGCAGAACCGUUUGGAAAAUUUUAAACAUUGGAGUGUAACAACAUUCAAAUGUACAAAACAAAUGAUUGAAGAAAAACUUGGGACAGCAAGUGUAACUUGUGAUCAAGAAUUAGAGGAUCGAAUUUCCAUGUUUAGAAAUAUGCAUCAACAGUAUAAAAUAUUGCAUAACCUCGCUGAAAAGUUAGCUAAUAGUUUUCGUGAAACUAUUCAUCAUCAACGUGCAUUUACGAGUCAUAUGACUGCUCUAAUUGUACAGCAACCUGAUUUAAGCAGUGAAUUCACUUAUAAUACAGAAACCCAACGUAUUGUUAUAUCAAAUGGAGAAAAAUUAUUGGCAUCAUUAAACCAUUUUGUUAAUUCUUUGAACACACUGGUUAGUCAUACAUUUGAAGAUACAUGGAUUACUGUUUCUAGUAUGCAGUCGGCUCGUAUACAAUAUGAUGCUUAUCGUAACGAAAUGAACCAAACAAAAAGUAAAAAACCUAAUGUUAAUAAUAAUUCUGACACUGUCACACCCACUACGAUUACAGUGUCAGGGAACUCAUUUGCCACUGACUUGAGUCACGAUAAUCAUAAUUUACAAUCACGAUUAGAUGCAGCUUGUGAACGGUAUUCCCAAUUGAGAAAAGCUGUUCUAUGUAAAUUGGAAUUUUUACAAGAAAACAGGUUGCGUGUUAUGCAACACCAACUAGUGCUUUUGCAAAAUGCAACAUCAGCAUUCUUCUCUGGAAAUAAUCAACAAUUGGAUCAAAUUUUAAACCAGUAUAAAAUCAAAUUGUCAACUACACAAAAUGGGAUUAGCCAUUAA
Molecule: messenger RNA, 1017 nt
Organism: Schistosoma margrebowiei
Lineage: Eukaryota; Metazoa; Platyhelminthes; Trematoda; Strigeidida; Schistosomatidae
Source: the annotation of a GenBank genome assembly